This is a messenger RNA of Rhineura floridana, 4104 nucleotides long. It is a transcript of the gene DTYMK, whose product is annotated as deoxythymidylate kinase. The coding region runs from base 651 to 1289 and encodes 212 amino acids. Gene Ontology annotation, cellular component: mitochondrion; cytosol; nucleus. The transcript has 5 exons. Gene Ontology annotation, biological process: dTTP biosynthetic process; dTDP biosynthetic process; dUDP biosynthetic process. Lineage: Eukaryota; Metazoa; Chordata; Lepidosauria; Squamata; Rhineuridae. The record is from RefSeq and is a predicted model, not a curated record. Gene Ontology annotation, molecular function: ATP binding; dTMP kinase activity.
UGCUUGGAAGCUCCCACAGAUGCUUGCGCCGCUCGCAACAAACGCGCGCCCACACAUUCCCGAGUGGUAGGUUUGGGCUUGGCUGGAAAACGCAGGCGCUGGUAACGAUGGUUUUCCCACUUCGCUUCCACCUCUCUAGACGAGGAGAGUUUACUAGGCUGCGACUCUUUACAAGCUUACUAGGAAGCCUGUUGCAUUGAAAUCAAAGGGUUGUGCUUCGGCCUAUUGAUGCUUGGUUGAAAUAUAAUUAAUAGCGAAAUUGACAAAAGCCUAGAAAGGAAGCGGGGGCCCCGACGGACUGAAGUGACUGUGCAUUUGGUCUGCAUGAUCGCGCGGGGGAUAUAUUCCGUUUCCUGCCGCUUUGCUUCUAGAGGAAACUGGAUUUUGCUUCAACAAAACAGACCGGUUUAUUUCCAUUUGCCGCGUCUCAUUCCUUCAUCCUUCAGAAUAGGAUCGUUUUGACUUGCUAUACUUUCGGAGACCACACGUGGGUGGACUACUAUCCCGCUGGUUUGGUUACCAUGGUUACACCAGGGCCGCUCUACAUGCCUGGAGGACUUUUCUAUGACCGCGUCAAGGCGCGGGAACCUACAGCAGCAAUUCGGUCCCUUCGUUCAUUCGGGAAAAGUGGCUGAGGGAAAGGGCGCGCCAUGGCGGGCAGGCGAGGAGCGUUGAUUGUGCUGGAGGGAGUGGACCGAGCUGGCAAAAGCACACAGGGCAGAAGGCUGGUAGAGGCCCUAUGGGCAGGAGGACACCGGGCCGAGCUUCUCAGGUUUCCUGACAGAUCUACAGAAAUUGGACAGCUGAUAAGUUCCUAUUUGGAAAAGAAAAACAAUUUGGAGGACCAUGCAGUGCAUCUGCUAUUUUCUGCUAAUCGCUGGGAGCAAGCGCCAUUGAUUAAAGAGAAAUUAAACCAGGGCAUCACUCUGGUAGUGGACAGAUAUGCAUUUUCUGGAGUGGCCUUUACAGGUGCUAAAGAGAAUUUCUCCUUGGAAUGGUGUAAGCAACCUGAUGUGGGGCUUCCAAAGCCAGACUUGAUCCUUUUUCUUCAGUUGAGCACAUCUGAAGCAGCCAAACGAGGAGACUUUGGAAAUGAACGAUAUGAGAACAGCUCUUUUCAGGAGAAAGUUCUACAACACUUCAACCAUUUGAUGAAAGAUACGACUUUAAGCUGGAAGGUUAUUGAUGCUUCAAAGAACAUAGAGGACUUGCACAAUGAAAUUAAAUCCUUUGCAGAAGAGGCCAUGCAAGAAGCUCAACACAAACCCAUAGGAGAACUGUGGAAGUAGGACUGGCUUAUAUCAUCUCCUGGGGGUCACUCCUCAUCUAGCCAAAGUCUGCACUGUUCACCUUCAAGCAACCCAGUAUUUAUAUGACCAAACAGGAUUUGUUAGAUUUGCUAUAAGACAAUAAUCUUCCCUUGGAAGCAAUUCUGCGGGGACUUGUAGUGGAGUAGGUGCAUGAAAGAAGCAUUAGACUCAGGUCUUUUUAUUCCACAAACAGAGACUUCUACUUCAACACAUAGUAGCUGCUGUUUUUCUAGUCUCGUUUUUUUUUUUUUUUUAAACCAGCUCAAUCCUUUGGUAAGGAGGGGAAAGAAGUUUACCAAUAAAUGUCGUCUUCUCACAUGAAUGUCUUCAAGCACAAAAUAUGUUCCACUGAGAACCUUUUUCAGCCUCAGGGCCACAUUUGCCUCAUGGGCAACCUUUGGAAGGCCACACAAUGGUGGCUGGUGCCCAUUGGGACUGGUGGGGCUGACCCCAGGGAGGCCAACAGUAGGUGGAGCCACAGCCCAUGACUGGCAGUGCCAACUAAUCCUUGUUGUAUCACUAUCCUUCUCCCUGGUGAGUUCUACAACGGCAACAUUAAGACCAAGGAGUAAGAAGUACCAACCCCUGGACUGAAGUUAGAAGGCAGGCAAGUGUGGGCUGGCUGAGGGCAGACUGGUCAGUGGAGCAAUGCCCCAUUUGCCCUCAUGGACCAGCCUCCACUGGCCAGUGGUACCCAACCAAGAGGCAAAAAGUGGGAAAUCUUUUUAUAGUAAGCUACAUUCUAACUAGGCAAAAGUCAGAGGUUUCUACAUACACCCACAUCUCCAUCCACACAAGCAAGAUACAUUAUCACAAUGUUUUGCAGUUCAAGAACACAUUCCAGCCAGGAAAACGCACUCAAGGAGGAUGCAGGGCAGAGCUGGUGAAGGGUAUAGCUGAGGAAAGGAGGUAUGACGUGGAAGAGCCCUGAGGGCCAAAAAAGGAACCCUUGGAGGUUCCCCAUCCCUGCAGUAUGUGCUUGACUGGAUGAUUAAGUAACUUGGAAUAUGCCCACCCCAGUGCUGAUUGAGCACUUUUUCCUCUAGAUUAGAGUGGUUAACUUGUCACCUUCCAGGUGGUCUCAGCAAGCAUGGCCAGUAAACAGGGAUAGUGAGAGUUGUAGUACAAGACCUGAAGGCCCACAGGUGUGGCACCUCUACUCUAAAUCAGACUUCCUUAAGGUUACUUCAUAUGAGGUUGCUCCCUAUCUUCCCAACAACGAUGAUACUGCAUUAACUUCCCAACCUAUUAUUUUUAUUAUUAUCAUUUUUAUUAAGUUUAUAUCCUGCCUUUCCUCCCAAAAGGAUCCCAAGGCAGCAACCUACAUACUUGGAGCAACACACCACUCUUUGUCAUGAUUAGUACACAUACUUUUCUGCAUGGAGAUUGUUGGAAUGGGAAAAAGUAUCAUGUGUGAAACAGUCCUUAGCCUUAUUCUGACCAUGAUUAAUUCAGCCUAACUUACCUAGUAUGGUCUCUUAUGUAGUAUGUCAUAGGAACCUUUCAGAUGUUGCUUGACCAGAACUCCCAUCAUCUCUGAGCAUUGACAAUACUGGCUGCAGUUAAUUGGAAAUUGGGAGUUCAACAGUAUUUGAAGGGCCACAGCUUCCCUACCCUGAUCUAUAGAAGCAUAAGAAUUUAUUUACUGGAGCAGACUCUCAUGCCACUACCACUCCACAUGUAGGAUACAAUGGUCAAAAAUUCUUCCCAGUUAUCUAGCAUGUGGUGACCAAAGGUAUUCUGCUCCAGAACAUGGAAGUUCCAUAUAGCUAUCAGAGAUAAUAGCCAUUGAUAGAUAUCUCCCUUUUGAUUUGCCUUGAAUAGAGAUUUGAAUGUCUGGGGGAAAAUUGGGUGGGGGGGGGACUGGGUUUCCACCCCAUUUUUUCCCAAAAGCCUUUUUUGUUUUUUCUGAAAAAAUUGGAGUUAUGACAUAAAAGGGUAUAGUUGCUUGUUUCAAUCUGGGCAAUUUUUUUCAAGUCCAUGAUAAAUACAAUCACAAAUAUGAAGGAGAAACUAAAAGCAAUAGCUCAGAAAAUGAAACUCAUAUUUCAUGUAGUAUUUGUUGAAUCUUGCCCCCUUCUACUCUUUCUCAGCUUUAUUAUGAAAAUGAGUGGUUUAUGUCUGCUUAACACUGGAGGACUAGAGGAGACAGGUUUCAGAAUACAUAAUUUUUUUUUACUAUAAUGUUAAACUCCUGUUUUUAUUAUUUUUGCCUGCUCCUCAUAAACUGGCUGAGUCAAAGAGAUAUUAGGUUCCUUACAGUUCAGCAACUUAUAGCUCCAUUUGUAACAAAAAAAAUUAAAAAGUAAAUUCAAUUUGUAAUUAAUGUCUGACUAAAAUGUACUCUUAAUAUACUGAACAUAAUUUAGUGGCAAGCUAAGUUAUACACAAUAUAUUUUAUGUUCCUAAAGUAAGAAAGUGACUUGAACUGUAAAGGGUGCUUAAAAAAGUACAAGUAUUGCAUAUUUUCCCCAAAAUGUCAACUUUUCCAUGGCUUCAAAUUCGAGAUUUACCUCUCCAAGCCUUGAGCUCUGUUGCCUAUUCAUCGGGUGACCCUGAAUUCCAAUAUUAUAAAAGGAAAAAUGUCUAUACCCUGCUCAUAACACCCCCCCACAAAAUGAUUACAUAUCUCUGUAAGCAUAUGUUUUCUAAAUAAAAAAGACGUAUUAGCCUUUCCUUGCUAAUUAGCCACCUUGAUUUAAAAAAACCCUAGCGACUACUGUCCAUCUAGUAAAUAGCCUGAUUGUAGCAAUGUUUUUAAUUAUCAUAAAUUGUAUUUGAGUUCUUAGAAGAA